This is a messenger RNA of Colletes gigas, 1877 nucleotides long. Its product is annotated as homeobox protein EMX1-like. The record is from RefSeq and is a predicted model, not a curated record. NCBI's taxonomy places the organism in Eukaryota, Metazoa, Arthropoda, Insecta, Hymenoptera, Colletidae. The transcript is spliced from 3 exons. Bases 546 to 1877 code for a protein of 443 amino acids. Gene Ontology annotation, molecular function: DNA binding; DNA-binding transcription factor activity, RNA polymerase II-specific. Gene Ontology annotation, biological process: regulation of DNA-templated transcription; brain development; neuron differentiation.
GGAGAGGCGCGAUCGCGUAAUCGCCGUGCGUGACGCGAGACUCGGUUGACUGUGCGCCACCGGUUCGCGGUACGUGUGGGUGACAUUUGUCGGAUGCUCGGGGAUCAUCGUGGACUGGGUGAUCCCUCGGUGACAUUGUAGGUGGUCGCGAACGAUGAGUACCGGUGAUCGUGGUGACGUAAACUGAAUCAGUGAGCAAGAUAACGUACACGAUACGUGGUGAGGUCCUCGGGACAUGGUGGUAUUUCGGUAAACCGGUAGCGAAGGUCGUCGAGAGAGAGCUGGUUCCGUGGAACGACAGAGUCGACCGCGAGAGAAUACCCCCCGAACAGGAGUUAUCAGUGUGUUCGAGAGUGAGUUCGAGAGUGUUCGCGAGAGAUAAACGGCGCGCGGAGGUCAGGGUGACCGGAAGUCUCGGUCGUUGGGAGCAGCCGGCGUCCAGGUGGUCGCAGGGAUGCGGCGGACCUGACUCGAUCGAGCCGCCCGUAGCCCGUCCGUUCUGCCGUAGUGGGAAAUCCGUCAGACGAGCGUACGAUAAUCGUACGAUGAUGCCGCUCGCGCCGACGCCAAUCGUUCCGGUGCCCUCGAAGCCGAAGAUCGGCUUCAGCAUCGACUCGAUCGUCGGUGGCGGUGGACAGGGUCGCGAGGACCGACUGGACCGGCUGGAACGCGUCGAGAUCGAGAGGGACGAUGGGAGUCCCAUGGACGUGGAAGGGUCCUCGUCGCCCCGCAGUCGUCGGGUCACCGCGAGGUCGCCCGGCGCCCAUUCCGAGGGUUCCGACAGACCCGUGUCGCGAAGCUCGUCCGUCGAGUCGUACCCGAACUCGCGGAGGACGCCGUCGCACCCCGGCAGCCUACACCACCAUCACGCCAACCAUCACGGUCAUCAUCAUCACCUGUCGGCCGCUACCCACUUGGACUUUGGUCGGACGACCGUGCACAGCCACAGCGGAGGAUCCACGCCCAACAACAGUCCCAGUCCGCCGCACAGGAUAUCCCACGGCGACUCUCCCGUCGGCGGUCAUCCCCAGCCGCCGCCCGGGGUCGUCAGACCGAGUCCCAAUUAUCUCGCACCGCCACCCGGCGCGGCGACCGCCGCCGCAGUCGCCGCCGAACAGCUCAAGUCCCUCUACGGGCUGCCCGGGCACGGUCCCACCGGGCCCCAGACCGGCCAGAACGAGUAUCACACACAACAGUUGGCACUGGCCGCGAAUUUGGCCGCGGCUCAGCACUUCCAAGCGGCGAAUCUCGCCGUGGCCCUCCAGGCCCAUCACGGCGCGUCGCCCCAUGGACCACCUCACGGGCCCUACCCUCACGGCGGCGCACCCGGUGGACCCCAUCCGCCGCCUCAUCCUCAUCAGCCGCCCAGAGACAGUUACCCGCUGUACCCCUGGCUGUUAUCCAGGCACGGACGGAUCUUCCCUCACAGAUUUCCCGGAGGCCCCGACAUCCCCGGGUUCCUCCUGCAGCCAUUUAGGAAACCGAAGAGAAUAAGGACAGCUUUCAGCCCCAGCCAAUUGCUGAAACUCGAGCACGCGUUUGAGAAAAAUCACUACGUGGUGGGCGCUGAGAGGAAGCAGCUGGCGCAGGCGCUCUCGUUGACGGAAACACAGGUGAAGGUCUGGUUCCAAAACCGACGAACGAAGCACAAGAGGAUGCAGCAGGAGGAGGAGGCGAAGGCGCAGCAGCAAUCGGGUGGCGGAGGUGGCGGGGGUGGGGGCGGGGGCGGGAACGGGAACAACAACGCGAACAACAAAAACACCCAUCACGUGAGCAAGUGGCAGCAAGAGACCGGUGACUAUCACCACGAGGAGGAGGAGGAAGAGGAGCACAUCGAUCCGGAGGCCGAGGAGUGUUCGAGCGGUUCCGAAGCGUAG